Molecule: messenger RNA, 1959 nt
Organism: Closterium sp. Naga37s-1
Lineage: Eukaryota; Viridiplantae; Streptophyta; Zygnematophyceae; Desmidiales; Closteriaceae
Source: the annotation of a GenBank genome assembly
AUGUCGUCGCACGCUCCCCGUUCCGAGUCCCGCGUCGCUCUUCUCCUCCGCCAUUUGGUCCCCGCGGAAGGCGCCAACCAGCCGCGCAGAAUCGACGACAUCCGCGCAAGCAGCACUUGCGCGGACGGGGCGAGCACCGCGACUGCCCGCGCCUGCGCGAUUCCCUGCCCGCGCGGGUGCGGGGUUUCCGCCGUUCCUUGCUCCGCGCGCGCGGGUUUGGGCGCGCCCGUGGUGGUGGGGGCGAUGGUGCUGGACGUGCAGGGGAGGGCGGGCGCGGAGCGGGCGCUGGAACGAGGCACCACUACGCCUGGACAGGUGGAGUUCCGCCCAGGGGGAGUGGCGCGCAACAUAGGGGAGUGCAUGGCGGCGCUCACAGCCCCACCCCUCCUCAUCUCCGCCGUGGGGGACGACGCUGCAGCUGACGUGCUUCUCUCUCAUUGGUCAGCGAGAGGUCUGUCCACCCACGGCAUAGUGCGGGCAGCAGGGCAGCGCACGGCGGUGGUGGCGAGUGUGUUUGAUGGGGGGGGCGAGGUGGCUGCUGGGGUCGCUGACGUUGCUGUCCUGGAGCAAGGGGUGCAGGAGGAGUGGGUAACGCGCUUCACACACGCCAUUCACUCAGCGCCCUGCCUUGUUGUCGACACCAACCUCCCACCAUCGCUGCUCUCACAUACCUGUCAAUGUGCGCGCUGCCCCUCCCCCACCCCCUGUCAACCGCGCUUGCCACGCUUGACUCGAGCUGCUGCUGCACACCAGCGCAAUGCCACCACUCCCUCUCCCAGCCCCUUUUGCACUCUCCCUCCCACUCCCCUGCGCAGUCCCACUCCCUCUCCCCUUCCCUCUCCCCUUCCAUCUCCCCUUCCCUCUCCCCUUCCAUCUCCCCUUCCCUCUCCCCUUCCCUCUCCCCUUCCAUCUCCCCUUCCCUCUCCCCUUCCAUCUCCCCUUCCCUCUCCCCUUCCAUCUCCCCUUCCCUCUCCCCUUCCAUCUCCCCUUCCCUCUCCCCUUCCAUCUCCCCUUCCCUCUCCCCUUCCAUCUCCCCUUCCCUCUCCCCUUCCCUCUCCCCUUCCCUCUCCCCUUCCCUCUCCCCUUCCAUCUCCCCUUCCCUCUCCCCUUCCAUCUCCCCUUCCCUCUCCCCUUCCAUCUCCCCUUCCCUCUCCCCUUCCAUCUCCCCUUCCCUCUCCCCUUCCAUCUCCCCUUCCCUCUCCCCUUCCAUCUCCCUUCCCUCUCCUCUCCCCUUCCCUCUCCCCUUCCCUCUCCCCUUCCCUCUCCCCUUCCCUCUCCCCUUCCCUCUCCCCUUCCCUCUCCCCUUCCCUCUCCCCUUCCCUCUCCCCUUCCCUCUCCCCUUCCCUCUCCCCUUCCCUCUCCCCUUCCAUCUCCCCUUCCCUCUCCCCUUCCAUCUCCCCUUCCCUCUCCCCUUCCAUCUCCCCUUCCCUCUCCCCUUCCAUCUCCCCUUCCCUCUCCCCUUCCAUCUCCCCUUCCCUCUCCCCUUCCCUCUCCCCUUCCCUCUCCCCUUCCCUCUCCCCUUCCCUCUCCCCUUCCAUCUCCCCUUCCCUCUCCCCUUCCAUCUCCCCUUCCCUCUCCCCUUCCAUCUCCCCUUCCCUCUCCCCUUCCAUCUCCCCUUCCCUCUCCCCUUCCAUCUCCCCUUCCCUCUCCCCUUCCCUCUCCCCUUCCAUCUCCCCUUCCCUCUCCCCUUCCCUCUCCCCUUCCCUCUCCCCUUCCCUCUCCCCUUCCAUCUCCCCUUCCCUCUCCCCUUCCAUCUCCCCUUCCCUCUCCCCUUCCAUCUCCCCUUCCCUCUCCCCUUCCCUCUCCCCUUCCCUCUCCCCUUCCAUCUCCCCUUCCCUCUCCCCUUCCCUCUCCCCUUCCAUCUCCCCUUCCCUCUCCCCUUCCCUCUCCCCUUCCCUCUCCCCUUCCCUCUCCCCUUCCAUCUCCCCUUCCCUCUCCCCUUCCACCACCCCCCUCUGA